Messenger RNA from Pelobates fuscus (common spadefoot toad), 543 nucleotides. Its product is annotated as CUB domain-containing protein 2-like. Bases 33 to 494 code for a protein of 153 amino acids. Lineage: Eukaryota; Metazoa; Chordata; Amphibia; Anura; Pelobatidae. The record is from RefSeq and is a predicted model, not a curated record. The transcript has 5 exons.
AUUACUUUAAACACAUAGACUGAGCCUUUCACAUGGUCACCAGGAUGUUUAACCAGGUUCUAGUGCUCUUUUCAGUUGGAUGGACAGUUUCCAUGUCUUUACCUGUACAGGUCAAUCAGACCCUACCUGUUUCCACAAUGUCCUAUGGAGAAACUCUAAACAAAGAAAGGAGGACUGUCAACUCUCCAUUCUAUGGUACGGCUUAUCCCAACAAUGUAGACAUAGAAUGGUCCAUCAAACCCCCUGCAUCACAUUUUAGGGUUUUUCUGGACUUUCUUGAUUUUCAGCUGCAAGAUUGUCCUGGAUGUUCUUGUGAUUCCCUGACUGUAAUUGAUGGAAACAAACCUACUUCUCCAAUCCUUGGCACAUUUUGUGGUUUUGUUUUACCUCCUUCUUUUGCGAGUUUUGGACAUGUGAUGACAUUGAAGUUUCACAGUGACAAUCAGACAAGCUACAAUGGAUUCCUUGCAUCAUAUCACUUUAUAACUGACUGAUGCAUAGGAUGGAGAGAAAAGGUUUCUGGAGAUCCAUCUGGACUUUUUU